Molecule: messenger RNA, 3457 nt
Organism: Geodia barretti
Lineage: Eukaryota; Metazoa; Porifera; Demospongiae; Tetractinellida; Geodiidae
Source: the annotation of a GenBank genome assembly
CAUGCGCGUGUUGGUUCUUUUGUCAUCGCAGUGAAAGAGGUAGCUAUAGCGCUUCGUGCAAAGCCUGUUUUGCAGAUCUGAAGGCUUACACGGACUCGUACGUGUGUAUUUACUUCGUCAAGUUCAGGAGAACCUCUGCAGCAACGGAAUAACGCGAAAGGAAGGGUCCGAGAGCUUGGAACUCUAAAUAGAGCACACCGGAGAAUGAUGUACAGCUUUCCUGGCCAGCCUCUGCCAGGAGCUACUUAUGGAGGGCCUCCUACAGGAGGGUAUGGGGCUCCGCCCACUGGGUCCUACGGAGCCCCGCCCACUGGUGGCCAGUAUACAGCUCCACUGCAGCCUUACCAGGCCCCUCCUCCCCCUACCGACAUGAUGGCUUGUAUGUCAAUAGGCCAAGCGAGAGCUCCCCUGCCAGGGGGGUCGUCGCAAUUUCAACCUCCCCCCAGCGGGGGUCAUAAUUUCAGACACCCUGCUCCAACAUAUCAUCAGGGGCCGCCCCCUGGAGGGAAUUUCCCGGGUUCAACAAGUGUUCCGCAACCACACGUUCCCCCACAUUCGGCCCCUCCUCCGACUAAUUUCGGGGGCCCCCUGACUUCAGGACACGCUCCUACAAAUUACGGCCAGCCUCCCAUUUCAGGACAACAUUUAGGACACCCUUCACCUCCGCCAGUUUCAGGACACGCUCCGAUGGGAUACGGACCUCCCCCACCAAUUUCAGGACAACCAAGCUCUCAACCUGGUGGUUACGGGCAGUCUCCAUCAGGACAAGUUCCACCGAUGAGCCACGCCCCACUUUCAGGACACGCUCAACCUCCAGGAAUGUUAGGACAACCUCCGCCACCAACUUCAGGACAGGCUCCGCCUAUGAGCCACGCCCAACAUCCAGGAAUGUUAGGACAACCUCCACCACCCACUUCAGGACAGGCUCCGUCUAUGAGCCACGCCCAACAUCCAGGAAUGUUAGGACAACCUCCGCCUCAUGAGCCACGCCCAACAUCCAGGAAUGUUAGGACAACCUCCACCACCAACUGCAGGACAGGCUCCGCCUAUGAGCCACGCCCAACAUCCAGGAAUGUUUGGACAACCUCCAUCUUCAGGACAAGUUAUGCCCCCUCGACCAGGAAUGCUAGCAGGACCCCCCAGUUCAGGACAAAUGUACGGACCCCCAAUGCAUCCUACAGCGAUGCACGGCGGACCCCCUCCAACAGGCCCCCCAUUUAUGUCAGGGGGUCCUGCUCCUCCUCGGGGUCCCCAAAUGGUUCCCCCUCCAGGGAGUCCUGGGGGACCCAUGAGUGCGCCACCCGGGGGAAUGGUGCAGCAACCUCCCAGGACUCGGAUUGAUCCUGAGCAGAUGCCAAAUCCUGUUGCUAUGAUGAGGUUGGAUCAAGAGCAACGAGGCUCCGCCCCCUACCACACCUCAUCUAGGGGAAUCCCUCCGCCCCUCGUUACCACCAACUUCACCGUCGUCGAUGAUGGUAUCAGCAGUCCUCGGUUCAUUCGAGCGACACUCUACAAUGUCCCUGCUACUAAAGACCUGCUGAACAGCUGUCGCAUUCCUCUGGGGCUCGUCGUGCAACCCAUGGCAACCAUCCCUGAACAGGAAAACACCAUUCACCUGGUGGACCACGGGGCGGGAGGUCCGCUGCGCUGCAACCGCUGCAAGACUUACAUGAAUCCCUUCGUGAGGUUCGUGGACGGAGGUCGGCAAUACCUCUGUCCCAUCUGCCAGUGCUCCAACGAAGUGCCUCCUGAGUAUUUCUGUCAUUUGGACCACAAGGGGAUGCGCACUGACCUCAUGUCGCGACCCGAGCUGAUAUUUGGUACCGUCGAAUACAGGGCAACUGUUGAGUACUGCAAGGACGGCAGAUUGCCGAAGGCUCCAGCCUACAUCUUCCUGAUUGACGUGUCCGCUGCCAGUACCAACAGUGGACUCCUCCCUCUCCUCUCUCAGAACAUUCUCACCGUCCUCGACCACCUCCCCGACUCCAGCCAGGAAGAAGGCUCCCCGAUACUAGUGGGUCUGGCGACCUACGAUAAGGUCCUCCAUUUCUACAACCUGAAGCCGACUCUCGCUCAGCCGGGCAUGAUGGUCGUCACGGAUACAGCAGAUAUGUUUGUUCCGAUGGUGGACGGUUUCCUCGUGAACGUGAAGGAAGCUCGAGGAGUUAUGGAAAGCCUCCUCUCCCAGCUGCCAGGGAUGUUCUCUGGUGCCAGACCAUCGGAAGUCAUCCUGGAACCAGCCGUCAGAGCCGGUCUGGAGGCACUCAAGGCAGCUGGCCGAAACGGUCGGCUGUUUCUGUUCCAUACCGGCCUCCCGUCGGCCCAGGCUCCGGGACAGCUCAAGAACAGACUGGAUUCCAAACUGUUGGGAACUGACAAGGAAAAAAGCCUACUGCAACCUGUCAACUCGUCGUACAAGAAGCUGGCCGAGGAGUGUGUGAAACACGGAGUGGCCGUCGAGCUGUUCCUGACUCCGCCCACCUACUGCGACGUGGCGACGCUGGGCGGGCUCUGCAGUACCACCGGAGGACAGCUGCAUCUCUUUACUAAUUAUCAGACUGCUGCUGAUGGUUCGAGGCUGAUAUCUGAACUCAUCAACUGUGUGUCCAGACAGACUGGGUUUGACGCCGUCAUGAGAGUCAGAGCCAGCACUGGUCUUCGGCCUACUGGGUUCUACGGAGCAUUCUUCAUGCAAAACACGACCGACAUCGAGUUAGCCAACAUUGACUCUGACAAGGCCAUCGCCGUGGAGAUUAAACACGACGACAAACUCAAGGAAGACGAGAACCCAUUCUUUCAGGCGGCUCUACUGUACACAACCUAUAGAGGCCAGUCGCCAGCCGGGCAGCUCAUUCUGCCAGAGAGCCUCAAACUCCUCCCCAUGUACACCAACUGCAUCCUCAAGAGUGACUGUCUCCUAUCACCUCCUAUACUGCCGCUGGAUGAGAAGUGUUGGUUGAUGUACAGUGUCCUGUCUUUGUCUCUGGAGCAAUCCGGAGCUUUCUUCUACCCACGAAUGAUCUCUCUGCAUGAUGUUGAUAUAGAAGAAAAAGGGCUUCCUCCUGUUUUAAGAUGCACUGGACAGAAGCUGCAGGACACUGGUGUUUACGCAAUAGAGAACGGGUUCCAGCUGGUGGUGUGGGUGGGGCAGCAGGUGUCACAUGACUUCAUGUCUCAAGUUUUCGGAGCUCCUUCUGUAGCUCAGAUCAACACUGACAUGCCGUCUCUCCCAGCUCUAGACAACCCCCUCUCAUUCAGAGUGAGAGGAAUAUGCGCCCAUCUCCAGGCUACCAGGCAACUGCAGCUGAAGCUGAGAGUGGCGAUACAGAGAGACAAGACGGAGGUGUUCUUCCGUCGGAUGCUGAAGGAGGACAAGGGGGCGGGGCAGUGGGAGGGGACUAAUUACGUCGACUUCCUCUGCCAGAUCCAUCGCGACAUCAAGGAGCUCCUCAACUGA